AUGACGAGAACCCGUUCAGAGACGGCCCAACCUCAGCUUCAGGUGCGCAACAACACUGGGCCGACGCCGAUGUCAACACCAGGUCCCAGCAACGUGCAACAAAUGGAAGGCGCUUCCGACAGCGCUGGUGCUGCUAGGCACCUUCCGUCGAUUCGCUUUAUCCCGCACCAGGAUCCCCGAGCCGGUAGACCUUCUCUGAUAUUCCCCACCAUCAACCGUACGCUGCCCGACGAGAGUGCAAUCAUUCGCGUAGGAAGGUACUCGGAGCGCGACAACAUACCCGAAGUUCAGACCAAUGCCCCAUCAGCCGCAGCCGUCGGGUUCAAGUCCAAAGUAGUCAGUAGGAAGCACUGCGAACUGUGGUGCAAGGACGGCAGCUGGUAUAUCAAGGACGUAAAGAGCUCAUCCGGUACCUUUCUAAAUCACAUUCGUCUAAGUCAACCAAAUGUCGAGUCGAAACCCUUCCGGAUAAAGGAUGGCGAUAUCAUCCAGUUGGGCAUCGAUUUCCGUGGUGGAGAAGAGAUGAUUUUCAGAUGUGUCAAGAUUCGCGUCGAGUGCAACCGCGGCUGGCAGCAGGGGCUUAAUACGUUCAACAAACAAACCCAUCAACGACUACGUGCACUUGCCAAGAGCAAAAAGGAAGUCACAGGAGAUGCUUCAUCCACGCAUACGUCCGAAUGUGCGAUUUGUUUGAUGUCAAUAGCGCCAUGUCAGUCACUAUUUGUAGCACCCUGCUCCCACGUGUGGCACUACAAGUGCAUCCGUCCCAUCUUAAAUGGCCCCACAUGGCCCAACUUCCUCUGCCCGAACUGCAGGGCGGUAGCGGAUCUUGAAGAAGACGUAGAGGAUAUGGGCGAGUUCGAGGAUUGGGAGGGUGACGACGAGGUAGUCAACGGUGCUACGGCUCCCGACGCCAUUGCAGAGCAAGGAGACCGCCACGUCACUCCUCGUGCUUCUGUCGCCCCGAUCAAUGGUGCCGAUUCGGAUAGUGGAGGUGUUGAUCUGACCGACCUACAUCAGCAAAUUACCAACAUCGAGAACCAGUCAGUACUGGCAACCCCCGAUCGCCAGCUUACACCUCCAACAUCGUCGGUCACACAGCCAGUUCCUAUCAACGUCAAUGGAGCGAAUGACUACAUGGGACUGUCGCCUUUGCAUCCUCCCAACGCCAACGGCCUAACGCCUGAUCGCGUACAGGAUGGUCCCAUGACUCCAAGGAAUGAUGCUGGGCCUUUCGUCCUCGAUGGUAGCGCUGGGCGCGCAGCAGGCAGUCGUGUGCGUGACACAUCCCCUCCAUCCGACUCUGACAGCAGCGGGGCGCAAAGCAAUACCGGAGCACCAACCCUACCUCCUGUGCUUUUCGACUAG
Alternaria atra is the source of this 1368-nucleotide messenger RNA. RefSeq lists its product as uncharacterized. The record is from RefSeq and is a predicted model, not a curated record. Bases 1 to 1368 code for a protein of 455 amino acids. Gene Ontology annotation, cellular component: ubiquitin ligase complex; cytosol; cell division site. Gene Ontology annotation, molecular function: ubiquitin protein ligase activity; protein binding. NCBI's taxonomy places the organism in Eukaryota, Fungi, Ascomycota, Dothideomycetes, Pleosporales, Pleosporaceae. Gene Ontology annotation, biological process: negative regulation of septation initiation signaling; protein ubiquitination; mitotic spindle assembly checkpoint signaling. The transcript is spliced from 3 exons.